CAGUUCAUGUGAAAUUCAAGCUUUAAUUCUGUUCUUUACUGCGGAAGUUAAUGCAACUGUGGGGGAUUGUGUUUAUUUUGUACGCGCUACAUCCAUUUUUUGAAGUUCUCCAGAUCAAAACAUAUAUGUAUUUAUAUAUUUUUUCUCUAAUCCAUGUUUGAAAUACUGCCUACGUCGUACUGACUGUAGAGCACGCGCCGUUAUUGUAGCUGCGAAGAUGCCAGCUAGCGCGAGCUCGCGCCUCACACGCCCAUGAGACCGGGCAGGAAAACGUCGCGGUCGCGUGCAUGCACACUAAAGCUUCGAGGACGUGCACUUUCUUUGGAUGUGAUAUCUUCGAGUCCUUAUUGUUGAAGAUGGAUACGUGUUCCCUUGUGCUUGACGUGUCUGAGACCAGCUCGAAAACUAUCAUGUCUGCAAGGGCAGCGAUCCGCCUCCAGCCGCGUCCAAGUCCCAGUUUGAGGACGGUUCUGGGUGUAAGGACACACUCUGGUCUGGUGCGAUAGAGGGAAUGAGGCGGUGUCUGACUCGUCUGCUGCGCUGUAGUUGUCACAGUUUCCCACAACUCUAAGGGAUGGAGUGGCUCAUCGUCUCCCUGAUAAUCCUGGUUGUUACUACCUCCGGACAUCUCUGUCCCAAGCGUUGCAUGUGCCAAAACCUGUCGCCAUCACUUGCUAUCCUUUGUGCCAAGACGGGCCUGCUCUUCGUACCCACAGUGAUCGAUCGCCGGACAGUAGAACUUCGUCUCACUGAGAAUUUCAUCACAGCAGUAAAGAGAAGGGACUUUACCAACAUGACCAGUCUCCUGCAUCUGACACUGUCACGCAACGCCAUCAGCCAGAUCAUGCCCCACACCUUUGCCGACCUCAAACGGCUAAGAGCACUGCAUCUGGACAGCAACCGCCUCACUGUGGUCACAGAUGACCACUUCCAGGGUCUAACUAAUCUACGGCACCUUAUUUUAGCCAACAACCAGCUCCAUAACAUUUCUCCACAUGCUUUCGAUGACUUCCUGGGGACUCUCGAAGACCUGGAUCUGUCUUACAAUAAUCUGGUGGACAUUCCUUGGGAAACCAUUGAGAGGCUCACCAAUGUAAACACGCUAAACAUGGACCAUAACCUUAUAGAGCAUGUCCCUUUAGGAGUGUUUUCCAACCUACACAAACUAGCUCGUCUAGAUAUGACCUCGAAUAAACUGAAAAAAAUUCCUCCUGAUCCUUUGUUCCUUAGGAUCCCAGUUUAUGCUAAGUCCAAGGGGUCUCCACUGACCUCACUUGUUCUUAGCUUUGGAGGAAACCCUCUCCAUUGUAACUGUGAGCUUCUUUGGCUAAGACGGCUAACGAGAGAAGAUGACCUGGAAACAUGUGCCACACCUCCUGAUCUUACCGCUAAAUACUUUUGGACAAUUCCUGAAGAAGAGUUCAUUUGUGAGCCACCUGUCAUUACAAGAAGGUCCUUCAAGACCUUUGCUAUGGAGGGUCAGCCGGCCAGCUUAAAAUGUAAAGCCAAUGGUGACCCAGACCCAGAUGUCCACUGGAUUUCUCCAGAAGGUCGUCUGAUCUCCAACACUUCCCGCACUCUCACCUUUAGCAACGGCAGCCUGGAAAUAAACAUCACCUCCCUGAAGGACAUGGGUGUGUUCACCUGUAUUGCCUCCAAUGCUGCUGGUGAAUCUACAGGCACUGUGGAACUUGUGGUCACUCCACUUCCUCACCUGGCCAAUAGCACCAAUCGCAUCCAGGAGACUGAUCCAGGACCAUCUGAUAUCUUGACGUCUGCCAAGUCCAGCUCUUCCUAUAGCAAUGAUACAAGAAUGCAGGAAAAGUCAGCAGUAUUUGCUGAGCUCACUGCAAAUUCCGCUCUCAUCAGAUGGCCUUCACAGCAGCACUUCCCAAGUAUUAGGAUGUUCCAGAUUCAGUACAACAGUUCAGUAGAUGAUACCCUGGUCUACAGGAUGAUCCCAUCUACAAAUCAGGACUUUCUGGUCAGAGAUCUGGCUUCCGGACGUGAGUACGACCUGUGUGUGCUCGCUGUGUACGAGGACAGCGUAACCUCGCUGACUGCCACGCGGCAGGUGGGCUGCGUCUCCUUCAUCACCCAUGCUGAGUUCACCCAGUGCCAUGUGUUGCGCAGCCACUUUUUGGGAGGCACCAUAAUUAUCAUCAUUGGUGGCAUCAUUGUAGCAUCUGUGCUGGUCUUUAUUAUCAUCCUUAUGAUUCGCUACAAAGUCUACAGCCAGCAUGGGCCCAAGGCCGGCAAGGGACUCGCCAAGAGCAAGGUACGUUCUCAGAGCAACGGAGGAGGACAAGUUCCUUCACAAAUGCCCUACUCUGGCUCUAAAGUUGUGGAGGGGCAGGAGGACCAAGGAUCGGGGUUCGGGGGAGGCACAAGGGUCACACCUUCCUCUCUUAAAGACUGCAUUACCAUGGCUUUAGUCAUGGAUUGUGAGAAGGGAGUGCAGAACUCAGAGGCCAGUGGUGAGGGCACAGUUUUACCCUUACAGAAACGCCUCUCCAGGACUUGCCUAGAGCAAAAAGCUCAACCUUCACUGUCCACCAUCGAUGGGACCGCCACUGUGGAAGGAAACACAGCAGACCAGCAGGUCAGUGAUGAGAAAAAGGUUUUGCCAGACUGGGGCAAUUUAAAAAUUUGAUGACCUCUACUGCUGUCCAACAAGAGACAGCCACCAACCCUAUCUCUAGGCAACCUGAAAUCAUGGAAAACUUAAAGACUGAAUGAGGGAAUCAUUUCUUUAAAGGAAAAAGUGCCAUUCUUCUAUCUCUAAGACUAUCCGAGAAAUUACGCCAUGUUAUAUUUAGGGACUUUGAGGAUUCGCUCUUGAAGAACAAAGACAUCUGAGUCUGUAGUUGUUGUGUGUCUCUGGCUUGUGGACUUUACUGCCUUCUCUCCUCUCUGAGACCAGGAGCAUCUUGUUUUGCUACCACAGUGUUCAUCACCACCUGAUGCUCUGUUUAGCAGAAGGUAUUCCUCCUUUUCCCAUCCUUAGAGAUAUCCACAAAAUUCAAGAAGGAAAUGUCGGACACACUGCUGACCUGAACCACUCUUUUUCUUCUUCUUUAACUCAUUUUUUCACAAAUGAGAACUGACCGAAGACACAUGGAGAAUAAAGGACACAACAAGCCGGAGUGUGUGACUGAGGAGUACAAGGGUUUUUUUCUAAUGUAACUUUAAUUUGGUGUUUUGUUUAGUAGUGUAUAUAGCUGUACAUAAGCAAUUUCAAAUCUUAUAGUUUUGUACAUGUAUUUUUUAUGGCGUUUAAUCAUAUAAAGAGUGUUUGAUUCAUGAGGUUUUAAUGUAACAACACAAACACAAAGUCUGUUGACACAGUGGAAGAAACUGCACAAUGUGUGUGGGCUGGAGAUGAUGAGAGGGAAAUAAUCAAACUUUAACAAAACUAAGGAAUCAAUUAUAUAGGAAAGCCUUGAAGCCUGAACCAAAGGGCAGUUCCACAGUUCCACCAGAUCUCCUGGAAAUGCAGAUGAAUUAAACACACAGGAUUCUGUUUGGUACAAAAAUAAGAUGAAUGCUAACACCACCACUGUCCCUAACACUAACCUUUGUAUCCUUUCAUCUGGGUUAAUUCAUGUGAAAUGUGCAAGUAUGAGACAUCUCCAAGUGUACAUGCUUUAAGAACUUCUGUUUUUAGAUGAAAGAAAUAAAUAUCUCUCUUCUGA
Molecule: messenger RNA, 3695 nt
Organism: Hemibagrus wyckioides
Lineage: Eukaryota; Metazoa; Chordata; Actinopteri; Siluriformes; Bagridae
Product: leucine-rich repeat and fibronectin type III domain-containing protein 1-like protein
Exons: 7
Coding region: 575-2653 (692 amino acids)
Molecular function (GO): protein binding
Source: RefSeq, a predicted model, not a curated record